Molecule: messenger RNA, 3698 nt
Organism: Erigeron canadensis
Lineage: Eukaryota; Viridiplantae; Streptophyta; Magnoliopsida; Asterales; Asteraceae
Product: LRR receptor-like serine/threonine-protein kinase RPK2
Exons: 1
Coding region: 167-3421 (1084 amino acids)
Biological process (GO): protein phosphorylation
Molecular function (GO): protein kinase activity; protein binding; ATP binding
Source: RefSeq, a predicted model, not a curated record
UAUGUAGACAUUGACUUUUUAAAUUCCUAUGCCCAAAAAACACUUCAGGAAAAAAUUAUUAGGGUUUGAACAAAACCCCCCAUUUCAACCCGAAUUCCAGAUCUUUAAUUAAACACCUUUUUACACCAAGUUUUGAUUUUUCUGACACCCUUUUAGGUUUCCAGAAAUGGGUCAUCAUCAAAAACCCAAAAAUCUUAUCUUACAUUUGUGGGUCAUGCUCACUUUCUACUCGUACGACGUCGUUUUGGGGACCAGUGUUGAUCAAUCAGCUCUUCUUGAGCUCAAAAGAUCCGUUGUUGACCCAGAUGGAGUGUUAAAGAGCUGGAGUGAAAGCAAUUCGGAUAUUUGUUCAUGGGUCGGAGUCACAUGCGGGUCAAGUAAUCGGGUCGUGGGUCUUAAUAUUACUGGUGGAGGUAAUUAUGGUUCUUUUACUUGUACUAAAUAUAAUGAAUAUAAAUUGUAUGGAUUUGGGGUUAAAAAGAAUUGUAUUGUGAGUAAUGGUAAGUUAAUGGGUAAGUUGUCUUACGCAAUUUCUAAGCUUUCCGAACUCCGAGUGUUAUCGUUGCCUUUUAAUGAUUUAAGUGGUGAAAUUAGUGAUGAAUUUUGGGGGUUGAAGAAGUUGGAAGUGAUUGAUCUUGAAGGGAAUUUAAUUAGUGGUGGUUUGGGAUUUAAGUUUAAGGGCUUGGAGGGACUAAAGGUUCUCAAUCUCGGUUUUAAUAGGAUAUUGGGAGAAAUACCCCAUUCGUUGUCGAAUUUGAAAAAGCUGCAGGUUUUGAAUUUAGCUGGAAACCGUUUGAACGGGUCUAUUCCGGGGUUUUUUAAUGAGUUUAGUGAUUUACGGGGGUUGUAUUUGUCGUUCAACCAGCUUUCGGGGAAGAUCCCGAGCGAGAUAGGGUAUAACUGUGGGAAUCUUGAGCGUUUAGAACUUGCUGAUAAUUUUUUGGUUGAAGGGAUUCCAGCAAGUUUAGGGAAUUGUACUAAAUUAAGAUCAGUUUUGUUGUAUUCGAAUUUACUUCAAGAAGAAAUUCCUGUUGAGCUUGGUAGGCUUAGUGUGCUAGAAGUUUUGGAUGUAUCAAGAAAUAGUCUUAGUGGUGCGAUUCCGAAACAGCUUGGGAAUUGUAGGGCAAUGUCGGUUCUUGUGCUCUCGAACCUAUUUGAUCCGGUCCCUAAUGUUGGUGAUUCUGUGCAAACUGAUUUGGCUCAUUCUGGAGAAGAGUAUAAUUAUUUUCAGGGUAUAUUGCCUGUAGAAAUUACUAGUUUGCCCAAUUUGAAGCUGCUAUGGGCACCAAGAACGACUUUGGAGGGCAAGUUUCCGGACAACUGGGGUGCUUGUAGAAGCUUGGAAGUGAUAAAUUUGGCUCAGAAUAUUUUCACCGGUGAAAUUCCCAGGUUGUUCAGUAUAUGCAAGAAGUUACAUUUUCUUGAUUUGAGCUCGAAUAAGUUGACAGGAGAACUUAGUGACGAACUUCCGGUUUCUUGUAUGACUGUUUUUGAUGUUAGUAGCAAUAGUUUUUCUGGGUCAAUACCGUCUUUUCCUUAUGCUAAAUGUGCACCGUUCGAUACAUCAGCAGCUUAUUUAAGAUAUUUUGCAUUUAAAGAUGUGAACGAUGUUGAAAAUCUUGCAAUAAUACAUAAUUUUAGUGGGAACAACUUCACAGGAACGGCGAGUUCAAUCCCGGUUUCAAGAACAGGAGAGAAGUCCAUCUAUACUUUUCUUGCUGGUGAAAACAAGCUUAGUAGCCGGUUUCCUGGAGCUCUGUUUGAUAAAUGUUCUGAAUUCAAAGAGAUUGUCGUUAAUGUGAGCUCCAACAGAUUAUUCGGUGAAAUCCCGUCAGAUAUUGGUCAAACUUGCAGAUCUUUGCGGGCCUUGGAUGCAUCCCGGAAUCAAAUAUCCGGAAUGCUUCCUGUUAGUUUCGGUAAUUUGGCUUCCCUUGUUGCACUUAAUUUGAGCCAGAACAUGUUACAUGGAGUGAUACCUGUGAGCCUUAGCAAUAUUAAUGAUCUUAAGAACCUCUCCUUAUCAAACAACAAUCUUACCGGCCCGAUUCCUAUAAGUUUAGGUAAGCUGAAAUCUUUAGAAGUUCUUGAACUUUUUUCAAACUCUCUAUCUGGCCCGAUCCCAGAAGAUCUUGUUAAUCUCAGAAAUUUGACUUUUCUUUUGCUCAACAACAACAAGCUUUCCGGACAGAUCCCAUCUGGUUUUGCAAACAUCACUAGGUUCGUGAAAUUCAACGUGUCGUUCAAUAAUUUGUCGGCCCCGUUACCUGAAAACAUGUUGGCAACCCCAGAACAACAGCCUGUGCCUCCAGGUACAACAGCCAGUGGCAAUUAUGCAAAUUAUGAAUCUUCGACUCCUGCCCCAAAAGGUGGUGGUCGGAACUUCAAUUCGAUUGAGAUUGCAUCGAUAACAUCGGCUUCUGCCAUUUUGUCAGUUCUCUUAGCUUUGCUUGUUCUGUUCUUUUGCACCCGAUGGCAUCCGAAGUCAGUGGCCCAUGCGUCGACUCAAAAAGAAGUCACGCUGUUUACCAAUAUCGGGGUCCCGUUGAAUUUUGAGAAGGUGAUACAGGCGACAGGUAAUUUCAAUGCUAGUAAUUGCAUUGGAAAUGGUGGAUUUGGAGCUACGUACAAGGCCGAGAUCUCCCCUGGAUACUUGGUGGCGAUAAAACGACUGGCAGUAGGACGCUUUCAGGGUGUUCAACAGUUUGAGGCAGAGAUUAAAAUAUUAGGGCGACUCCGCCACUCUAAUCUUGUGACACUAAUGGGAUAUCAUGCGAGUGAAACCGAAAUGUUCUUAAUUUAUAACUACCUCCCAGGUGGAAACUUAGAAAGAUUUAUUCAAGAGCGAUCAGCAAGAGCUGUUGACUGGCGAAUCCUCCACAGGAUCGCGUUGGAUGUCGCUCGUGCACUCGCUUACCUCCAUGAUCAAUGUGUUCCACGUGUCCUUCAUCGCGACGUAAAGCCCAGUAACAUCUUACUAGAUGAUGAUUUAAAUGCGUAUUUAUCUGAUUUCGGUCUAGCAAGGCUUUUGGGUACAUCCGAGACUCAUGCCACCACGGGAGUUGCCGGAACAUUUGGGUACGUGGCUCCGGAAUAUGCGAUGACGUGUCGGGUUUCGGACAAAGCCGAUGUUUACAGUUACGGAGUGGUACUUUUGGAGCUUUUAUCCGACAAGAAAGCUUUAGACCCGUCCUUUUCAUCUUAUGGAAACGGGUUCAAUAUUGUCGGUUGGGCAUUAAUGCUACUUCGGGAAGGACAGGCAAAGGAGUUUUUCACGACGGGUUUGUGGGAGGCUGGACCACAUGAUGAUCUAGUGGACGUAUUGCACCUCGCGGUUGUUUGCACAGUGGACUCCUUAUCCACAAGACCUACGAUGAAGCAAGUGGUACGGCGGCUGAAACAACUGCAACCGCCAUCAUGUUAACACAGUGUUGUUAUAUAGUAUUUGUUAGUAUUGAUUAUUAUUUGUAAAUUGUUGUAUAUGUUUUGUUGACAAUGAUCGGAUCUGCACAGAUGAAGAUUUGUUGCAACCGCACGGGCGUAAGGUCUUGCUUGCUUUUUUUGUAUAGAAUUUUUCUAAAGCUGUAUUUGAUUUUGUCUGAUGACAUUUAUUUUGAUUCUACAGACAAGUAAUUGGGGGCUUGAUCUAGUAUUAUGUAAAAACCAGAGUAGAACAUUUCAUAGUCAUCUUUCAUUCGUUA